Molecule: messenger RNA, 1694 nt
Organism: Lycium ferocissimum
Lineage: Eukaryota; Viridiplantae; Streptophyta; Magnoliopsida; Solanales; Solanaceae
Exons: 9
Coding region: 16-1230 (404 amino acids)
Cellular component (GO): membrane
Source: RefSeq, a predicted model, not a curated record
AUUCAUCGAACAUCAAUGAACGCGGCCAGAUCGAACUCCCUCAGCAAGCUCCGGCUGCUAAAUCACCUGCUACAGGCGCCCAUUCUAAAGCAAUCAUCUCUUCUCUCCGGUCAACUCUCUCCUUUCGUCACCUCAGUCCGCUAUUUCCGCAACGCUCGUGACCCUAGUGCGAGAUAUGAAAUUCCGCCGCCGGUAAAUUGGGGAGUACGAAUUGUGCCUGAGAAAAAGGCGUAUGUUGUUGAGCGGUUUGGGAAAUAUGCAAAGACAUUGACUCCUGGAAUUCAUGUGUUGAUUCCUUUUGUUGAUAAAAUUGCGUAUGUGCAUUCACUCAAGGAGGAGGCUAUUCCUAUACCGGAUCAGUCCGCCAUUACUAAGGACAAUGUCAGCAUUUUGAUUGAUGGGGUUCUCUAUGUUAAGAUUGUGGACCCUAAAUUGGCCUCGUAUGGGGUUGAGAAUCCUCUAUAUGCGGUAAUUCAGCUAGCACAAACAACUAUGCGCAGUGAGCUUGGUAAGAUCACACUGGAUAAGACUUUUGAAGAAAGGGACACUUUGAAUGAAAAGAUAGUGAUGGCUAUUAACGAUGCUGCAACAGAUUGGGGCUUGAAAUGUCUUCGAUAUGAAAUAAGGGAUAUAUCUCCUCCUCGUGGGGUUAGAGCGGCUAUGGAGAUGCAGGCCGAAGCAGAACGCAAAAAAAGGGCUCAAGUUCUGGAGUCAGAAGGAGAAAGGCAGGCAAAUAUUAAUAUUGCAGAUGGAAGGAAGAGUUCAGUGAUCCUUGCCUCAGAAGCUGCAAAAAUGGACCAAGUCAACAGAGCGCUAGGUGAAGCGGAAGCAAUCCUCGCAAGGGCACAAGCUACAGCAAAAGGGAUUGCAAUGGUGUCACAAACGCUUAAGGAGCAUGGCGGUGCAGAGGCAGCAAGUUUGAGGAUUGCAGAACAGUAUAUACAAGCCUUCAGUAAUAUUGCAAAGGAGGGCACAACGCUGUUGCUUCCUACAAGUGCUGCUGAUCCUGCUAGCAUGAUGGCUCAAGCUCUUGGCAUAUAUAAAAACGUAGUGGGCAAGAAUCCUGUCACUGAGCCUGGGACCUCUCAAUCUAAGUUGACCAGAAACAACAGGCAGAGUGAUUCAUCUGCAGUAAACGGCGAUGACAGCUCUCUUACUGCAAAAUCUGCUGAUGAGGAUCAUCUGGGUGAUCCCGUUUUCUCGUUGCAAAGCCACAAAAAGGAUGAUUGAGUGUCUAGGGGGAAGUUCUCAUUUCUAUUUUCUUAAUUUUGUGGAGUAUCUAGCCGUACAUGCAUCGGAUUCUUGAUUAGAUACUUUGGCAAUGAUUAGAGUGCCUACAUGGAACUCUGCCGUUGAUAACUGUUUUUCUGAGGAUGGCUGCUUAGUUCCGGAUGAGGCUGCUUGGAAAGUAGAAAAGUGGUAUAAAAAGAAAUAGAGAUAGUGGCAGUUAAGAGCAUUAUACUGAUUGACUCUCCUUCAUAUUUCGAAGGAUGAAGCAUUUCCACAGAUUUAUUGUUUUGGAGAACUUCAAAGAUGUCCUCAAGCGCAUCAUCGCGUGGGGAACGUGAACUUUUCACUCGCCACUUUUUUAUGCUGUUUUUAAUUACUAUCUUGUGGGUAAGAUAUGUCGUCCGAUUUCCCAGUUUUUUAACUUUAGUUUACUUCUAUAAAAUAAGUUUAACUUGCUGCUACUA